Molecule: messenger RNA, 4195 nt
Organism: Miniopterus natalensis
Lineage: Eukaryota; Metazoa; Chordata; Mammalia; Chiroptera; Miniopteridae
Source: RefSeq, a predicted model, not a curated record
UCCCUUGUGCAGGCGGAGCUGCGGGCAGAGGCUCCAUGUUGGGAAGCGGCGCCGCUUGUCCUUGUUAGCGGGAAUCGGGGCGCCGCGGGCAGAGCCGGCGGGGGCCCGGGCGCUGAGCGAAGAUGGAGGCCCCGCUGCGGCCUGCCGCGGACAUCCUGAGGCGGAACCCGCAGCAUGACUUCGAGCUCGUCCAGAGGGUCGGCAGCGGCACCUACGGGGACGUCUACAAGGCCAGAAAUAUACAUACAGGAGAGUUGGCUGCAGUAAAAAUUAUCAAAUUGGAACCUGGAGAUGAUUUUUCUUUGAUUCAACAAGAAAUAUUUAUGGUUAAAGAAUGUAAACAUUGCAACAUUGUUGCCUAUUUUGGGAGCUAUCUCAGUCGGGAAAAACUGUGGAUUUGUAUGGAAUACUGUGGCGGCGGAUCACUUCAAGAUAUUUACCACGUUACUGGACCAUUAUCAGAGUUGCAAAUAGCCUAUGUAUGCAGAGAAACUUUACAGGGUCUUGCCUACUUGCAUACUAAAGGCAAAAUGCAUAGAGAUAUCAAAGGUGCAAAUAUUUUAUUGACAGAUCAUGGUGAUGUAAAAUUAGCUGACUUUGGUGUAGCUGCAAAAAUAACAGCUACCAUUGCAAAGAGAAAAUCUUUCAUUGGCACACCUUACUGGAUGGCCCCAGAAGUUGCAGCAGUAGAAAAGAAUGGUGGCUACAACCAACUCUGUGAUAUCUGGGCAGUAGGAAUAACAGCAAUUGAACUUGGAGAACUUCAACCACCUAUGUUUGAUCUUCAUCCGAUGAGGGCCCUGUUCUUAAUGUCAAAAAGUAAUUUUCAGCCCCCAAAACUAAAAGACAAAACAAAAUGGUCAUCAACAUUCCAUAAUUUUGUCAAAAUAGCACUAACCAAAAACCCAAAAAAAAGACCAACUGCUGAAAGACUUCUGACUCACACUUUUGUAGGGCAGCCAGGUCUUUCUAGGGCCCUAGCAGUUGAACUUUUGGACAAAGUGAACAAUCCAGACAACCAUGCACAUUACACUGAAGGAGACGACGAUGACUUUGAGCCCCAUGCAAUCAUUCGUCAUACCAUUAGAUCUACAAACCGGAAUGCCAGAGCUGAACGGACAGCUUCAGAAAUAAAUUUUGACAAAUUACAGUUUGAACCUCCUCUGAGAAAAGAAACAGAAGCACGGGAUGAAAUGGGAGUAUCAUCAGACCCAAACUUCGUGUUACAGUGGAAUCCUUUUGUUGAUGGUGCAAAUACUGGAAAAUCGACCUCAAAACGAGCAAUACCACCUCCCCUUCCUCCUAAGCCAAGGAUAAACAGUUACCCUGAAGACAACCUCCUAGAUGAAGAAAAAUCAUCAACUAUAAAACGUUGCCCUGAUUCAGACAACAGAGCUCCCCACGUCCUCAGAAGACAGAGUAGCCCAAGUUGUGUUCCCGGGGCUGAGACUUCCUCUAUUGGAAAUGGUGAUGGUAUUUCCAAACUGAUUAGUGAAAAUACAGAAGGAUCAGCACAAGCACCACAGUUACCACGAAAAAAGGACAAGCGAGAUUUCCCUAAACCAGUAAUCAAUGGCCUCCCACCCACCCCAAAAGUGCUGAUGGGAGCAUGUUUUUCCAAAGUUUUUGAUGGCUGCCCUUUGAAAAUUAAUUGUGCAACAUCCUGGAUACAUCCUGAUACAAAAGAUCAGUACAUUAUUUUUGGAACUGAAGAUGGUAUUUACACAUUGAAUCUCAAUGAGCUACAUGAGGCAACGAUGGAACAGUUAUUUCCAAGGAAAUGUACUUGGCUCUAUGUUAUCAAUAAUACUUUAAUGUCAUUAUCAGAAGGAAAAAGCUUUCAACUCUACUCUCAUAAUCUUAUAGCUUUGUUUGAACAAGCCAAAAAACCAGGAUUAGCUGCUCAUAUUCAAACUCAUAGGUUUCCAGACCGCAUACUACCAAGAAAGUUUGCUUUAACUACAAAGAUUCCUGAUACAAAAGGCUGCCACAAAUGUUGCAUAGUCAGAAACCCUUACACAGGACAUAAAUACCUCUGUGGAGCUUUACAGUCUGGAAUUGUUUUACUUCAAUGGUAUGAGCCAAUGCAGAAAUUCAUGCUGAUAAAGCACUUUGAUUUUCCUCUGCCAAGUCCUUUGAAUGUUUUUGAAAUGCUGGUAAUACCAGAGCAGGAGUACCCUAUGGUCUGUGUAGCUAUUAGCAAGGGCACUGAAUCAAAUCAGGUGGUUCAGUUUGAGACAAUCAAUUUGAACUCUGCAUCUUCAUGGUUUACAGAAAUUGGUGCUGGCAGCCAACAAUUAGAUUCCAUUCAUGUAACACAGUUGGAGAGGGAUACCGUUUUAGUGUGUUUAGAUAAAUUUGUAAAAAUUGUAAAUCUACAAGGAAGACUAAAAUCAAGUAAGAAACUGGCCUCUGAGCUAACUUUUGAUUUUCGUAUUGAGUCUGUAGUAUGCCUUCAAGACAGUGUGUUGGCGUUCUGGAAACAUGGAAUGCAGGGUAAAAGCUUCAAAUCAGAUGAGGUUACCCAAGAGAUUUCAGAUGAAACAAGAGUUUUCCGCUUAUUAGGAUCAGACAGGGUUGUCGUUUUGGAAAGUAGGCCAACAGAAAAUCCUACUGCACACAGCAAUCUUUACAUCUUGGCUGGACAUGAAAAUAGUUACUAAGCAAUAGAAACUGAUCUCACAUGACAGGAAAAUGAAUAUAUUCCAUUGGAAGCAAAAAUAUCUUAAGGAAAUUCAGUACAAACUACACUAUGAUUUGCUUUAACUGUUAUGGGUUAUAUCUCAAAUGAUCUGUACUUUAAGGUAGAAUUCAAUAUUUUCUGUAGCUGGAAACAGCUGUUUUAUCUCUUGCCACUGUGUGGUGGUUAUAUCAAGUUUGCUUAAUAAAAGCUAUGAGAUAAAUAGUCCUAUAGUUGCAGGAAGCCCAGUCUUUUUUUAAAAAAAUAAUGUUUGUAACAAGGGUGCCAUGAUAUUUUUAGGUAAUAACUCGUGAUUAUCUUCAGAGAUAAAUUUAGUGACAUUUUUCUCAUUUUAUACCAUGUUUUAUUCCUUCUUAAUGAACAUGAUUUUAUAAAGAAAUUAUCAAAUAAGCCUUUCACUUUUACAUUGGCCAUUCUGUAUGUUUUUGUAAAAUAGAAUAUUUAAUCCUUAUUUAUUAAUCUCUUGCUGGAGUGGUGUAAUGUUAUCUAACUUUUAGCAAAGGAGGGUUGCAGAGCAGCUUACAUUUUUUUAUAAUGUAUAAAAAUUUUGUUUACCUUUUAAGAGUAGUAAGAGGGGUUUAAAAGCAUUGUGUUUGGAGGUUCAAUACAUAUAUGCAAUUUUGUUUAACACAAGUAUUUUAUAAAACAAUAUUAUCCAGAAUUGCCUUAAAGGGAGUUUUGUGUUUGCAACUACAAAUAGCUGUAAGGCAUCAUACAGAAGAUAUUGAUAAUGGUUGAACUGUUGUUAGAAGAGGUAUGUAUGUAGAUGUGACUACCAUGUGUAUGUAUUGUUGACAAGCAGUGUAAUAUACCUGUGAUUUUUUUUUUACACUAGGGAUAAUGCAUAAGAAAUUAAUCUUCAUAUAUAUUAUCAUCCCUAAUGUGGGGGGGGGAGGGAGUAUUUAACUGCCCAUGAUAUGUAAUUUACUAUACCAGAAGGGAAACUGUAAAGCAACUACAUGUGUAAUCUUGGGUUUUUCACAUACGUAGGUAUUCAUUUUGAGUAGGUUUAAGAAAAAAGUUUUAAGUGAAAUUGAAUUCCUGAUGGGAUAGUGUAAGUAUUAUAAAAACCAAUAUUGUAAAAAUAGGAAAUAAUCAGGCCAUUUUUUAGUUUGCUUCUCUUGUGCUAUUUUUAGUAUUCAAAACUAAAGUGUCACGUUGAUACCUGGUGUCUUAAUGCGUUCACUGAGGACAGUUGGCAUUGACAUGAUGAAGACGGAAUUAGCAACAGCAAAGUAUAGAUGUAUUUCGAGCAGUUACUUGAGAGGGAAACAGUAUAACUAUCUCGUUUGGCCUUUAGCAAUUCUGUAAAAUAGGUAUUUUCAUCUCUUUUUCAGAUGGGGAAUUAAGUGGUUAGCAAGGUUAAUAGACCCAAUUCACAUGGCAAGUUAGGGGUUGAACCAGACUGUGAGUCUUGUGACUCUGUUCUUUUCACUAUGCAAUAUGCAAACAAUAAAAUGUUAUGCAAAUAAAGUAUUGUCCUUUAAAAAUGCA